AUGGCCCUAUCUCUAUCCCAUUUUGCAUCCUGCUCCUCCUCAUCCCCCAUCCCCAUCGCAUUAUCAUCAGACAGCCUCCCCUUUUCAAUCACAAAAUCCACAACAGAAGGAGACCCAAACUACACUGCCCCGCUCUUUCCCAUCCUCCCAUUCCACAAAUACCCUCAAAACCCAAUCUUGACAGCCAACCCCGACCACGACUGGGAAUCCGCAUACGUCUACAACCCCGCGGCUUUGGUCCUCAACGAAACCAUUUUCCUGCUCUACCGCGCCCAAAACGCCAGCAAGACCUCGUCAAUAGGUCUCGCGUGGUCUUCCGACGGGUACCACUUCACUCGACUCAGCCGUCCAAUUUUGCAUGCCACUGAGCCAUGGGAAGCCGGCGGUGGGACGGAAGAUCCGCGAAUCGUUCGCGUCAACGGCACUUUUUAUCUAACGUAUACGGCUUAUGAUCUGGGGACGCCGAGGCUGUGCAUUGCCACGAGUGAGGAUUUGGUCCAGUGGACCAAGCAUAAUCCACUGUUUCAGUCCGGUCCUGGGACCAUAUUCGACCAUAGUAAAAGCGGCGCCAUAAUCACGAAACCCUCCCCCGACGGCCUCUACCACAUGUUCUUUGGCGACAGCGUCUUCUACCACGCCACAUCGCCUGAUCUAUUGAACUGGACGGCAUCCUCAACCCCGUUUGCCUCGCCUUUGUUGACCUGGGAGAAUGGGCUGAUUGAGCCGGGUCCGCCGCCUGUCAAGACCAGAGAUGGGAGGUGGUUGUUGAUCUACAACGCCAUGACCACCGGCGCCGACGGAUACCGAGCUACACAAUACUCCGUUGGUCAGAUGUUGCUCGACAUCGAGAAUCCGGCGUCAUCACAGUCCUCAACGUCCCUGUCUUCAGCCUCUGGAAGAAUGAACGCGGAACAAAUCCCAAUCAACCACAACCCUCAUUCGCAGUCACAUUCUGACUCUGACUCUGACUCUAACAAGCACCGCUACCACCACACGGUCGGGUUAGUAGGAAAGGUACCCUCGUUCACCGACCGUCCCUUCGCCCGCCUCGAAACUCCCUUUCUGGUCCCCACUACUCCCGAAGAAGAAUCCGGCCAAGUCGACCUCGUCGUCUUUGCAGAGGGCCUAGUUCAGUUUCGGGGCAAGUGGUUCUUGUACUACGGGCAGGCGGACCAGUCGAUUGGGGUUGCUGUGGCGGAUGUACAGUAA
Exophiala dermatitidis NIH/UT8656 is the source of this 1209-nucleotide messenger RNA. RefSeq lists its product as uncharacterized. Bases 1 to 1209 code for a protein of 402 amino acids. NCBI's taxonomy places the organism in Eukaryota, Fungi, Ascomycota, Eurotiomycetes, Chaetothyriales, Herpotrichiellaceae. The transcript has 3 exons. The record is from RefSeq and is a predicted model, not a curated record.